This is a messenger RNA of Caenorhabditis sp. 36 PRJEB53466, 5034 nucleotides long. The record is from the annotation of a GenBank genome assembly. NCBI's taxonomy places the organism in Eukaryota, Metazoa, Nematoda, Chromadorea, Rhabditida, Rhabditidae.
AUGUGGAAUGUGUCAGAAUCCUCAUCCGGGAGUGAUGCAGAAGCAGAAGAGCAUCCAGACGAGCCGGUGACGUCGGAAAAGAAACCAGUGAUCCGAGAAGGAAACAGUAGCGGAGGAUCUAGUGAUGACAACGAGGAAGAGAAGGACGAAAGCGAUUUUGAAGGUGCCAGAGGUACGCAUUCUUCAGCAAAUUUGGAAGAAAAUGAAGAAAGAGGAAGAAAUACAGAAAACGGGUUACUGUAUAUAAAAUAAAAAAAGCUUUCAGAGGGGAAUUCGGCCAAAAGUUCGUCGGAUAACAACGACGAGAGCGAGGAAGCGAGCGGGAAUUCAUCGAGUCCCGAGCCAGAAGAAAAGCCGGCAAAGAAGAAGAAUAACAGUCGAGGGAUGGAUGACAAGACGAGAAAAGUAGUCGGGAUUUUGGAAUUCCUACUCACAAAUAGCCUUUUCAGUUACUAGAAGAUGAGAACUACCUGCGACGAUCGAAGCGCUCGAAGCGGCAGGACGAAUCCGUUUCCGAAGAGACGGAAGAGACCGAGUCGUCCGACGAUGAAUGGGAGGGUCGGAAGAAGCCGAAAAGGAAGAGCAAUCCGCCGCCGAAGCAGACGAAAAAAGCGGUCCAAGCGGCAGUAAGAAGGAAGUCGACAAAGGGAAACGUCGAUUAUACGGAAAAAAAUUCGGAUGACGACGUUAGAAUUGAAAUUAUUAAAUUGUUUCAUUAGAAAAAAGUUUAGAUCGAUGACGAUGACGUUCUCGAAUGGGACGAAGAACCGGCAGUUCCAGUUGAAGGACCUCCCGUUAUCACUGAAAACGUGGAAAGAGUAGGAAAUCGCCCGGAAACGUACUUUUAUGAACUCCCCCAAUUUCAGAUUAUUAAAUGGAGGUUCGGACUUCCGGGAGCCACCGGAUCAGGCACUACGUGCUACAAUAUCAACGAGAAGGGCGAUCCGAACGAGCAGGCGGGCGACAAAACGGAGCAGCAGUUCCUCGUGAAAUGGACGGGAUGGAGUCACUUGCACAACACUUGGGAAUCCGAACACUCAUUGGCAAUAAUGAAUGCGAAAGGAAUAAAAAAAUUGCAGAACUACGUGAAAAAGCAAAAAGAAGUGGAAAUGUGGAAGCGGUCAGCCGACAAGGAGUACAUUGAGUUCUACGAGUGCGAACAACAAAUGGCCGAAGAGCUCUGCGAGGAAUACAAGAUCGUGGAGAGGGUGGUCUCGCAUCAGACUUCCAGAGAUCGGGCGGCCGACGGAUCCCUGGCCACCGAGUUCCUCGUCAAAUGGAACGGUCUUCCGUACUCGGACUGCACAUGGGAAGACGAGAAAAUGGUGGCGCCCGAGCAGAUAAAAGCCUAUUACCGGAGGAUCGAGAAUCAGAAAUCACCGAACAAAAACGCGGUUGUUCUCCGGAAGCGCCCCAAAUUUGAGAAGUUGGACACGAUGCCGGACUUCCUGAAGACGGACGGAGAGUCGACCCAUGAGCUGAGGGACUAUCAACUCGAGGGCCUCAAUUGGAUGGUCUACGCGUGGUGCAAAGGAAACAGCUCGAUUCUGGCCGACGAGAUGGGCCUCGGAAAGACGAUUCAGUCGAUUUCCCUCCUCGCGUCCCUUUUUCAUCGCUACGAUCUUGCUGGUCCCUAUCUCGUCGUUGUUCCCCUUUCGACUAUGGCCGCGUGGCAGAAAGAGUUUGCUCAAUGGGCUCCUGACAUGAAUUUAGUCGUUUAUAUGGGAGACGUCGUGUCCAGAGACAUGGUAAGCGGUUAGUAGUUCGCUCAUUUGUCAAAACGUUUGUUUUUAGAUUCGACAAUACGAAUGGUUCGUCGGUGGAACAAAGAAAAUGAAGAUCAACGCGAUUCUGACGACGUAUGAGAUCCUUCUGAAGGACAAGGCAUUCCUUUCGUCUGUCGAGUGGGCCGCCCUUCUCGUGGACGAAGCGCACCGUCUCAAAAACGACGACUCGCUCCUGUACAAAUGUCUGAUCCAGUUCCGAUUCAACCACAAACUGCUCAUCACCGGAACUCCCCUUCAGAAUUCGCUCAAAGAAUUGUGGGCUCUUCUCCACUUUAUCAUGCCUGAGAAGUUCGACAAUUGGGAAGAGUUCGAGACGGCACACAACGAGUCGAACCACAAGGGAAUAUCCGCUUUGCACAAGAAACUGGAGCCGUUCCUGUUGAGACGAGUCAAAAAGGACGUCGAGAAGUCGUUGCCGCCAAAGACCGAACAGAUCCUUCGCGUGGAUAUGACCGCCCAUCAGAAGCAAUUCUACAAGUGGAUCUUGACAAAAAACUACCGAGAAUUGUCGAAAGGCGUCAAAGGAUCGAUCAAUGGAUUCGUUAACCUGGUGAUGGAACUGAAAAAGUGCUGCAAUCACGCGUCUCUAGUUCGCCAAUACGAUCACGUGCACGACGACGCCCACGGAAGACUGCAGCAGCUUCUGAAGUCCUCCGGAAAGUUGAUACUUCUGGAUAAACUGCUCUGCCGACUGCGAGAUAAGGGUCAUCGAGUGCUGAUCUUCUCCCAGAUGGUCAUGAUGCUCGACAUCCUUCAAGAGUACCUUCAAUUGCGUCGCUUCCCUUCCCAAAGACUCGACGGAUCCAUGCGGGCGGACUUGAGGAAGCAGGCUCUCGACCACUAUAACGCACCCGGUUCCAACGAUUUCGCAUUCCUUUUAUCGACAAGAGCCGGUGGAUUAGGAAUCAAUUUGGCAACUGCCGACACUGUCAGUUUUGGGCUAUCCCAACUCCCAUUUCAUUCAAAUCUUUGCAGGUGAUCAUCUUCGAUUCGGAUUGGAAUCCGCAGAAUGACUUGCAGGCAAUGUCCCGAGCGCACAGAAUCGGACAGACAAAAACGGUGAACAUCUACCGAUUGGUGACGAAAGGAUCCGUCGAGGAGGAGAUUGUGGAGAGGGCGAAACGAAAGCUCGUGCUGGAUCAUUUGGUCAUUCAGCGGAUGGACACCACCGGAAAGACGGUAUUGUCGAAGAAUGCGACCGCCAGUGGAAGCGUUCCGUUCGACAAACAAGAAUUGAGCGCUAUUCUCAAGUUUGGAGCGGCUGAGCUGUUCAAAGAGAAAGAAGGCGAAGAGCAGGACCCGGAAGUGGACAUCGAUCGGAUUCUGAUGGGUGCGGAGACCCGAGAGGCGGAGGACGAUAUGCUGAAAGAAAACGAACUGCUCAGCUCAUUCAAGUAUGCCACGUUCGCCAUCGACGAAGAGAAGGACAUUGCGGCAGCGACAGACGAAUGGGCGGGCAUCAUCCCGGAGGAAGACAGAAAUCGGAUUCUGGAGGAGGAACGGAUGAAAGAGUUGGCUGAAAUGAAUCUGGCGCCGAGGCAAAGAGCCAAGCCGAUGCCGCAAUUGAUCGCAGACGGAGACGACGAAGAAGACGAUGACGACGACGAAGGCGACAAAAAGAAGAAGAAAAAGGCGAUCGGCAACUUUUCGAUUCCUGAAAUCAAACGAGCUAUCAAAGCGUUCCGGAAGUUCGCAAUGCCGCUCGAAAGGUACCUGUCGAGAUCUUGAAUCUCUCUUUUUGUUGACCUUUGUGCUCGGUUUGUGUGCCGGGCGCCCGUGCCUUCGCAUCCUUCCUCUCUCGCUUUCCAUCGUUUCCACACCCACUUUCUCAUUUGUUUUUACAGGCUCGAGGAAAUUGCUCAAGAUGCGGAACUCGAAGAGCACAGCACUGAGGAAAUGAAGAAGUUGGUGGAGAGCCUGAGCGAGUCGUGCAAAAAAGCGAUCGAAGAGUUUGAAGCCGCUGAGAAGAAUGGUACCGGCAGUGACAAAAAGGUCAGUUCGAAGCUUCAGAAAGAGAAAAAUAAGAUUGCGUUCAGGAUGCGGACAGAAAAUUCAAAUUUGCUAAUUGCGAUGUGAAUCUGAAGCAGAUUGAACGGAGUCACGCGGAGCUGGCACCACUGCACGAAGCACUCAAAACACAGGAGAAGAAAACGUCGUUUAAACCGCCGUCAAAUGCGAAACCGCAGAAAGGAUGGGACGUGGACUGGAAAUGGGCUGACGACGGAGCACUGCUCUGGGGAGUGUGGAAGUACGGAUACGGUAGUUGGGAGGCGAUUAAGAUGGAUCCGACGCUCGGAUUGGCAGACAAAAUCUUUAUAAAGGAUAAAACGAAAAAGCCACAAGGGAAACAUCUUCAACAAAGAGUUGACUAUCUGCUGCGACUGAUGAAAAAAGAUAAAAAGACGGUGACUUCGGAUAAGAAAGAAAAGAAAAGAAAGGCAGAAGAGUCGACGCCAGUAGUGCCAGAGAAGGUAAGCUGAAAGAAAAGGAAGUGGAAACAAAUAAUGAAUAAUUACAGAAAAAGAAGCAGAGCAAUAACGUGAGCAAUGAAGGGGACAAGAAGAAAGAGAAGAAGGAGAAGAAGGAGAAGAAGGAAGAGAAAAACAGAAGUCUGAAGGAUCAGCUGGCUCUUCUCACCAUCGACAAGUCACUGUACGGUGGUGCUCUCGAGGACAGCAGUGCGAAACCGUUCCUGGGUAAAUAACAGACUUUCGAAAUUCUCCUCGAACGCAUUCUCUUUUCAGAAUGUGUCAAGCUCUGCAUGCCAGUGCACAAGUACAUGAAGAAGUUGAAAGAAGCGCAAGAGUCGAAGAAUCAAGCGGACGAAGCGAAAUAUCUCAUUCGGCUCGGCGAUUCAUUCCUCACCAAUCUGGAAACUCUUUUGAAACGAAAGCCGAAAACCAACAUCCGAAAGUGGUACAAUUAUCUGUGGAUCUUCCUGUGCAAGUUCACUCUGCGAGAGCCUGCCGAGCUGGCCGAUCGGUAUCGGAGUUUGACUUCGGAUAAACACAAAAACCACCACCAUCACCACCAUCAUCAUUACAAAAGCAAAGAAGAGAAGCCGAGGGAAACGAAGGAUAAUAAGGAAAGAGAGCAUCAGAAAGAGAAGAACAGGGGCGAGAAACGGAAAACGGAUCACGGUGAGGGGAGUAGCAAGGACCACCACCGAGACCGUCAGAAGGUACCGUGGCAAUCGUUUCGACCUGUGAUAUCAUCUAUUUUCCAGGAGAAGCACCGUCGCCACUAG